This is a messenger RNA of Saprolegnia diclina VS20, 1944 nucleotides long. RefSeq lists its product as hypothetical. The record is from RefSeq and is a predicted model, not a curated record. Bases 133 to 1848 code for a protein of 571 amino acids. The transcript has a single exon. NCBI's taxonomy places the organism in Eukaryota, Oomycota, Saprolegniomycetes, Saprolegniales, Saprolegniaceae.
CGACGCUUGAGUCCAGAAGAAUAAGCAACCGCCGACCCACAUGUUCGAGUCCCAAAAGCCGCGCAAACAAAGUCGGUGUUGGCAGCGUCACUUGCACCACAGUUCUCUCCCUUACCAAGGUUUCAACGCAGCAUGCUCGUGCAGCACAACAAACUGGGUGCUGCUGAGCGCCUCUCGUAUGUGACGUCGCCGACCGGCCUUGCCAAGGCUGCCGACGACUACGGCAUCGUCAAAACCCCCGUCGAUGUCGAAGCCGGCGGUUUGCGCGACGGUGCCGCGCCCGUGUACACGUCGCCCGAGGUCCUCGCCUUACUCUUUCAGUACGCGGCCAUUGGCGUCGUCUAUGGUGGCAUCUCUGGGAUGAAGUACCCGAUCCUCACCGGCUUCUUCCAGCUGCAAGGCAACGUCCUCAACUCGGCGACGGCGCUCAUGAGCCUCGGGUGGUCGCUCAAGGUCUUCUUCGGUGUGCUCACCGACUGCUUUCCAAUGUUUGGAUACCACCGCAAGCCGUACAUCCUUCUCGGCUGGAGCCUCACAUCCGUUCUUCUGGUCGUUGUGGCUCUCAAGCCCGCAGGCGAACCGGCGCCGGAUGCUCACGCGACCUCGAACGGGUCGGUGCUCGCUCUGCUCUGCACGGUUGCGUGUUUUUGCUACAUCCUCGCCAACGUCGCGCAGGACGCGCUGCUUGUCUCGUACGCCCAGCGCGAGCCAGUGGCGACGCGCGGUCGGCUCCAGUCGAUGGUCUACUCGGUGCGCACCGUCUGCAUGGCCAUCAUCACGGCGGUCUCCGGUUUCUGCCUCAACUCGACGCGCAUGACGGGCACAUACGACUGGGACAUUGGCGUCAACGGGUACUUCUGGAUCUUGGCGGCCACUUCGAUCCUCAACGUCCCGGUGGUCUGGUUUUGGGUCAAAGAUGUUCAGUCGACGACGCGGGUGUCGGUCUCGAGCUACUUGGCGCGGUUUUGGACGCUUGCGCAGAAGCGCGUUGUGUGGCAAGUGAUGCUUUUCAACUUUAUGUUCUCGCUCUUUGCGUCGUACAUCUCGACGACCGCGGCGCCGUACGUGGCGCUCUACUGGGCCAAGGUCGAGAACCUCAAUGCGUCGCUCACGAGUAUUCUCGGAAACCUCAUUUUUGCGACGGUCCUCAUGGUCACGGGCAAGUACGGCACGCACUGGAACUGGCGCUAUGUGCUUGUGAGUACGACCCUCUGUGCCAACGCGAUUGACGCCGUCGUGCAGUUCUGUACCAUCUACAAUGUUGUCCGCAACCAGUGGUUUUACCUCGGUGUGCCACUCACCGAGCAGCUGCCCGUUGGUAUCGGCUUUGUCGUUAGUACCUUUGUGAUUGUCGAGUUGGCCGAAGAAGGCAGCGAAGGCGUCAUUUACGGGCUCCUUACCACCAUCACCAACCUCCCGGGCGUCUUUGGCCCGAUGAUCACCAACGUGAUUGACGCCAACUUCAGCGUCAGCAGCCGCGCGAUCAAGAAGGACCUCCCCGAGACCCGAAACGAGGUCGCGUGGACGUAUGUGAUUGCGUAUGCGUCCACUGUCAUUGGCUGUCUCUGGGUCGUCCUGCUGCCGAGUCAAAAGGAAGCGGUCUUGGAGCUCAAGAAGCAUGGUGGGAGCUACCCGACCGUCGCCGGAUGCAUCUUCUACGCCUUCUUCGUCAUCCUCGCCACGUCCAUCACGGGGACGAUGACGUCGAUGUUUGACUCGACCAACUGCCUCAAGCUUGCCGGUGGUCACGGCUGUCCGGACGAUACGACGUCGCAGCUCUACUUGCUCGGCAUCUUUAUUCCUGCCGGUCUCGCAUUGCUUGGUAUUAUGUACUUGAAGUGGGCGUGAGCCAUCGUCGAACAAUCGAUUCUUGUUGGACGAGAGUACACACAUCUACCCCUGAUUUUAUACCGAUAUUUGCUCUUACACAUCCAUGUUUGGUGU